AUGGAUUUGUUGUGGAUGGAAGAAUCACACCGUGGAGCACCAACAAACAUUGCAGCAUAUAAAGACACUAGGUUCCGAGUCUGUUCCCAUACUCAUAUUCAACAAAGUGUUGUUAUAUUACCGUACUUAGAACAAGCCGAUUUUUCUAAAGUCGCAAAAAUAUCAAGUUUAAAAAUUGACUCCAAGUUAGUUGUUGCGCUAUUAGAGAGAUGGAGACUCGAAACACAUACCUUUCAUUUACCAACUGACGAAUGUACCAUUACUUUGGAGGAUGUGAGUAUGUUAUUCGGUCUUCGAAUAAAUGGUAAACCUGUUGAUGGCCCUACUAAUGUAACAAAUGAUGUUUACAUGGAGAAUUUAGGCGUGGAACCAACGACUUCAGAUGAAAAUGGGUCUUAG
Messenger RNA from Lathyrus oleraceus (garden pea), 399 nucleotides. Its product is annotated as protein MAIN-LIKE 2-like. Lineage: Eukaryota; Viridiplantae; Streptophyta; Magnoliopsida; Fabales; Fabaceae. Gene Ontology annotation, biological process: meristem development; meristem maintenance. The coding region runs from base 1 to 399 and encodes 132 amino acids. The transcript has 2 exons. The record is from RefSeq and is a predicted model, not a curated record.